Molecule: messenger RNA, 6968 nt
Organism: Pygocentrus nattereri (red-bellied piranha)
Lineage: Eukaryota; Metazoa; Chordata; Actinopteri; Characiformes; Serrasalmidae
Gene: itsn2b
Product: intersectin 2b
Exons: 38
Coding region: 339-6017 (1892 amino acids)
Biological process (GO): intracellular signal transduction; positive regulation of Rho protein signal transduction
Molecular function (GO): guanyl-nucleotide exchange factor activity; protein binding; calcium ion binding
Source: RefSeq, a predicted model, not a curated record
ACACAGACGCGGUGAUUCGGCGAUGACCGGCUGCAGUGACCCCGUGCUGUUUAUCGGGCUAGCGGGGAGUUUUAUUCCGAGUUGGACUUGCUGUUCACGCUCGUGUCCUGCUUAUUAAACUAGUCCGGGCUCCGCCGGAGCGCAGAGAGAGCCGCAGGGGCUGUUUGGUUCUCGGCCUUGUUCCUGUGUGUUUACCUGCUACACCGUGCGGUAGAACGGCUGGGACUUCUGCAGUAGUCGGUGUAAUAAGGUGGAGCGCAGAUGCCUGAGCUAGCCAGCUGAGACGAGGAUCAGGACCACUCUCCUCCUGUCUCCCCUCUACCCCACCACCUGCAGUCAUGAAUGGUGGUCGUAGCAUUUGGGCUAUAACUCCAGAGGAGAGAGAUAAACAUGAUCAGAAAUUCGACAGUCUCUCCCCAGCACAGGGCUUUGUGUCUGGGGAGCAGGCGCGGAAGUUCUUCCUGCAGUCAGGCCUUCCUGCAUCUGUGCUGGCUGAAAUUUGGUCUUUGGCUGACAUGAACAAGGACGGUAAAAUGGACCGUCUGGAGUUCUCCAUUGCAAUGAAACUGAUCAAGAUGAAGCUGCAAGGUCAGAAUCUGCCUACGGCUCUGCCUAUUAUCAUGAAGCAGCCACCGGUGCAUGCUCCCAGUAUGCCAGUAGCACCACUUGGGAUUGGAUCCAUGUCAAAUAUACCCAUGAUGCCCACCAUGCCUGUUCUUGCACCUCUCAACUCAUUAAGCCCUGUCCAGGGCAUGACCCCCUUGAUGCCCACUGGACUGCCCAUGCCAAUAAUGCCCACAAUUAAUACUCCUGCUCUACCCAACGGGCCUGUGGGUAUCUUGCAGCCCAUUCCUGGAAACACUCUUCCACUGAACAGCUCCUUUACUUCCUCUCCUUUGGGUUCUUCUUCCACUCUUAUGAACAUAUCAUCACCUCUUCUGGACCUGGGUUCAAGCAGUUCCAGCUCCUCUUCCACUACAUCUUUAGUCAGCAGCUCUCCUAUGGCUGGCCCCUCAGACUGGGCUGUGCCACAUUCAUCACGCCUCAAAUAUAGGCAGCAGUUCAACAGUCUGGAUAAGCAGAUGACUGGCUAUCUUACAGGCCUUCAAGUGAGAAAUGCGAUGGCUUCAACUUUACUAACUCAGACGCAGCUAGCUGCCAUCUGGAACCUGGCAGAUGUAGACAGAGACGGUAAACUGAGGGCAGAAGAGUUUAUUCUAGCUAUGCACCUCGUUGAUAUGGCCAAGCAAGGACAGCCUCUGCCUCUGUCUCUUCCUCUGGACUUAGUGCCCCCGUCACUCAGGGGCAAAGUGGGCGAGUCGCUGAAUGGAACUGCCAGUCCGUCCAUCUACGCAGGCUUGACUGAUGAGUUUACUGAGGCCGAUCCACCGCAGAAAUCCAAGAACUUGAGCUUUGAAGACAAGUUUAAGCGAAACCUGGAGCUGGGGAACGCAGAGCUGGAGAAGCGGCGACAGGCUUUACUGGAGCAGCAGCGGCGAGAGGAGGAGAGAAGAGCACAGAAAGCCCGUGAAGAACAAGAGAGGAGAGAGAGAGAGGUACGUGAGCUGGAGCUGAGGAGGAAGAGAGAGGAAGAGCAGCGGCUGGAGCGACAGAGGGAGCUGGAGAGGCAGAGAGAAGAGGAGAGACUCAAAGAGCUGGAGAGGAAAGAGGCAGCUAAAAAGGAGCUGGAGCGCCAGCAGCAACUGGAGUGGGAGAGGAGGAAAAAGCAAGAGCUCCAGAGCCAGAAAAGCCAGGAACAGGAGGACAUCAUCCGCCUCAAGGCCAAGAAGAGGAGUCUAGAGAUGGAGCUUGAAGCUGUGGGCAACAAGUACAAACAAAUCUCUGACAAACUCAGGGAUGCCCAGGCCAAAAAAAAAGUCAAGAAAAUUGAACUGGAUGGGAUUAACCAGAAGAGAGACAGCUGCAUCAUAGAAGUCAACUCCUUACAGCAGCAGUUUGAGGAGUUGCAGAGAAAGUUGGCACAGUUGGCUCCAGAGCAGCAGAAGCUGAAUGAGAAACUUGGAAGUAUGAAUCUGAACAACAUACAAACUUCAACAAUGACCACAUUGCAAAAGAGUGUUACAGAGAAAGACCUCAACUGUCGAAAGCUGAAAGAACAGCUUGAUGUUUUAGAGAAAGAAACAGCAGCAAAACUGUCAGAAAUGGAUCAGUAUAAGAAGGACAUACAGGAACUCCGAGAGAGCCAAAGGAAUCAGCAGGCAGCUCUGGAAAAACUGCGUAUCAUCAAAGACGACAAACUUCGAGAGCUCAAGAACCGUAAACAGGAGGAACUGGAGAGGAGGAAGAGGGAGGAGGAAGAGCAGCGGCGCAUCAAGCAGGAGAAGGAGCGCCAGUGGCAAGAGAAGCUGAGACGUGAUGAGGAGGAAAGGCAGAGGAAACUACAGGAGGAGCGAGAGGCCAAGCUUCGUGAAGAGGAGGAGAGAGAGAGGCAGGCUCACCUGCAGGCUGCCAAAGAACAGGCAGAGAGGGAGCGCAGGACACGAGAGGAGGAGGAGGAGAGGAGACGGAGGGAGGAGGAGGAGAGGAGACGGAGGGAGGAGGAGGAGAGGAGGCGGAGAGCAGAGGAGGAGGAGAGGAGAUUGAGGGAGGAGGAGGAGAGGAGGCGGAGAGCAGAGGAGGAAGAGAGGAGAUUGAGGGAGGAGGAGGAGAGGAGGAGAAUUGAGGAGGACCGCAAGAGGCGAGAAGAGGAGAGGAAAAAAAUAGAGGAGGAGAGGAAGAAGCUGGAAGAGGAGAGGAGAAAGCUGGAGGAGGAGAAACGAAGACAGGAGGAGGAGAGAAAGGAAGAGGAGAGGAGGAGACAAGAAGAAGAGAGGAAGUGGGAGGAGCGGAAGAAAGCAGAGGAGGAGAGGCGAGAGCAGGAAAGGAGGCGGCACCGAGCACAGGAAGCGGCUGUCCGGGACACAGAGGAGCGAAAGAGAAAGGAGGAGGAGAAGAGGAAGCAGGAGGAAGAGAGGAGGAAGCAAGAGGAGGAGGACAGGAAGAGGCGAGAGGAGGAGAAAAGGAAACAAGAUGAGGAGCGGAGGAGAAAGCAGCAGCAGGAGGAGGAGGCGGCGGCGGCUGCAAGGCUGAAAGAAGAGCAGCAGAAUAAGCAGAAUACCAAGCUGAGUAACUCCAAAGCAGACAUUGUCGCUGCUCUGCUUCGAGGCCUGGAGGAGAGGAAAGGUAAUAGGCUGCCUAUUCACAGAAAAUCAGCAGCUCUGACCAGAUUUAAAGCACUCUACCCCUUUGCAGCGAGGAAUGAGGAUGAACUCUCCUUUGAAACGGGUGACACAAUUGAGGUGGAUGAGACCAUUGAAAGGGAGGCUGGUUGGCUCUAUGGCAGCCAUCAGGGAAAAGUGGGCUGGUUCCCUGAGAGCUAUGUGGAAAAGCAGUCAAAGCCUGAGCCCCCUUCCAAACCAGCUCUUAAACCUCAGGCCUCCCUCUCCAUCCCUAACAAGCUCACUGAGGCUUCUCUUCCAAGCGGAUUAGGCCAGAACUCUGCCUUCACCCCCACUCAUGCCCCGACUACCACCUCCUCUGAGCACAACCAGAUGGUGGGGAACCUUAAGGUUCUGGCUUUAUGUUCUUGGACAGCUAAAACAGAUAACCACCUCAACUUCUCCAAGGAUGAUGUGAUCACUGUUCUGGAGCAGCAGGAGAACUGGUGGCUUGGAGAGCUGAAUGGAAAGCAGGGCUGGCUCCCCAAAAGCUAUGUCACUGUGCUGAGUAGCAGCGACACACCAACAGAUUCCACUGAAGGACUUGACUCAUCUGCAGCAGACGGCUCUUCUCUUGAGGAAUAUGUGGCUCUCUAUACCUAUGAAAGCCCUGAACCUGGAGAUCUGACCUUCAAUGAGGGAGACACUAUUUUGGUGAUACAGAGAGAAGGAGAGUGGUGGAGAGGCAGCAUAGGAGACCGUUCUGGACUCUUCCCCUCCAACUAUGUUAAACCCAAGGAAACUGAUACUUCAAAGCUUGGUUUGCCUGGGAAGAAGCCAGAGAUAGCCCAGGUGACCACUUCAUAUACGGCCUCAGGGACUGAGCAGUUGAAUCUGGCUCCUGGCCAGCUUAUCCUCAUCCUCAGUAAGAACCCCACUGGCUGGUGGCUGGGGGAACUGCAGGCGCGUGGUAAGAAGCGUCAGAAGGGCUGGUUCCCAGCAUCUCACGUCAAGCAACUGGGUUCAAACAGCGGCAAGUCAACCCCUGCAGCUGUAGCAGGUAAAGCAGAGAGACUGCUCACGCUCCAUAACUGCGCAAAUCUCUCCAUGUCGUCAUUAUUGCUUCAGCCCAUCUCUCUGCUUCUCUCAGUCUGCCAGGUCAUUGCCAUGUAUGACUAUACGGCAGCCAACGAGGACGAGCUCAGCUUCUCCAAGAGUCAGCUCAUCAAUGUGCUGGACAAGAGCAGCCCUGACUGGUGGAAAGGAGAGGUCAACGGACUCACGGGCCUGUUCCCCACCAACUAUGUGAAAAUGACAACCUCAGAUUCUGACCCUAGCCAGCAGUGGUGCGCCGAUUUGACCAGUCUGGACUCCAUGAGCCCCCAGGAGAAGAAACGGCAGGGCUACAUCCACGAGCUCAUUGAGACAGAAGAAAGAUACAUGGAGGACCUUCAGCUGGUCCUGGAGGUGUUCCAUAAGCCGAUGUCUGAAUCGGGACGGCUGACUGAAGCAGAGAUGAAUAUGAUUUUCGUCAACUGGAAAGAGCUCAUCAUGUGCAACACAAAGCUGCUGAAGGCCCUUCGAGUGAGGAAGAAGAUGGGAGGUGAAAAGAUGCCUGUGCAGAUGGUGGGUGACAUUCUAGCUGCGGAGCUCUCUCACAUGCAGGCCUACAUUCGCUUCUGCAGCUGCCAGUUAAACGCUGCCGCAUUGCUGCAACAGAAGACCGACCAGGAACCAGACUUCAAAGACUUCCUCAAGAAAAUAGCUACAGACUACCGCUGUAAAGGAAUGCCUUUGUCCAGCUUCUUACUGAAGCCUAUGCAAAGAAUCACACGCUACCCUCUCCACAUAAAAAAUAUCCUUGAGAGCACUCCUGAGAGUCAUGUGGAUCACGCUCAGCUGCGGGAAGCUCUGGAGAAAGCUGAGGAACUGUGCUCUCAGGUGAACGAGGGAGUGCGAGAGAAGGAGAACUCUGAUCGGCUGGAGUGGAUCCAGAACCACGUCCAGUGUGAGGGGAUCACAGAGAACCUGGUAUUCAACUCUCUGACCAACUGCCUGGGUCCUCGAAAGCUGCUGCAUAGUGGGAAACUGUUCAAGACCAAGAGCAACAAGGAGCUGUACGCUUUCCUCUUCAGUGAUUUCCUGCUCUUCACCCAGGCUGUCAAGCAGUUCACCUCUUCAGGCUCGGACAAGCUCUUUAGCCCAAAGUCCAACUCCCAGUACAAGAUGUACAAAUCACCUGUGUUCCUAAAUGAAGUCCUGGUGAAGUUGCCAUCUGAUCCGUCCAGUGAUGAGCCAAUUUUCCACAUCUCUCACAUCGAGAGGGUCUAUACUCUCAAAACAGAGAACAUCAACGAGAGGACUGCAUGGGUUCAGAAGAUCAAAGCAGGUUCAGAGGAGUUCAUCGAGACGGAGAAAAAGAAACGAGAGAAGGCCUAUCAAGCUCGCUCUAUGAAAGCCAGUGGAAUUGGUCGCCUGCUUGUCACUAUCCAGGAGGCCACAGAGCUGAAGUCCUCUAAACCAAAUGGAAAGAGCAAUCCGUACUGUGAGGUGACCAUGGGUGCACAAUGCUACACCUCCCGAACUUUGAAUGACACACUCAACCCUAAGUGGAACUUCAACUGUCAGUUCCACAUAAAGGACCUGUAUCAGGACGUACUGUGCAUCACCAUUUAUGAACGCGAGCAGUUUUCUCCUGAUGACUUCCUUGGUCGCACCGAGGUUCCUGUAGCCACUAUCAAAAAGGAGCUGGAAAACAAAGGUCCAGCCAUCAGAAGGCUGCUGCUUCACGAAGUGCCCACUGGAGAGGUGUGGGUCCGGCUCGACCUGCAACUGUUUGAUGGCAAAGCCCCGAAAUGAGAGGAUUUGAGCUGAAGAACCCGCCUGUUCAGCACAAACAAGCUCCCGAAUUCCUCCAGAUCUUCCACAUUGCCUUUCCUUACAGCUCCUUCAACUGCUGUGGAACGUGCUGCUGAAUGCGACACCGUUUCCUGUCAGGCGUGAAUUAAUGAUUCUGCCAAGUUUUGCAAUUUGCAGCUUUUUGUAUAACAAGUGACCUAAAAUAGAGGACAUCUGUGGUUUUGCCAGACUAGUUUACCACUGGAUGUAGAGAUUUCUCAGGAUUUCUAUUUUUCUCUAAACAUACUGUCUAUUUUGCUGUAGUAGAAGUUACAUUAUUAUUUCGUUUUUCUACAUUUGAUUUGAUUUUUAGUAGAUCAGGAUUGGCGCUUGAUCCUGUAAAGGAACACUACUAUCUUUCUUUCUUUAAGCUUCUUUAACCUUAUACUGUAUAAUUUAUGCACCUACGCUUUGUGUAGAAAUGCAUUUGUAUCUGCCAGUUUUUCAGAAAUGGGAUUCUGUUAUGGAUCUUAAGUCUUAAGGAAACGGCAGUUUAUUUUCCCAAAAGGUUCCCUGAAAAAAAAGUUUUAUUAUAUAAUGGUACAAAUGAAGUGAUUACGCAGGAGAGACCCUAAAGGACUAAUCACUGUUGAUCUUGUGUGUUUUAUUUAUUUUAAUUUAUGUCUCUGAGUAUCCACACUAGGAGCAGCUCACUGGGUUCAUUACUGCCAUCAGCAUUUACACCACACGCUUCGUUAGCCGUCUGCCUUAAACUGCCCAGGAUCUACGAUUUUCUUAGGUUUUUUCAAUUUCAAGUAUGUUUGAAAUACCAUCUCAGUGUCUCCCUUUUUAUCUUCUGGGAGUGCAGGCUUUGCUGAUUUACUCAAAAAUGACGCAAGCGAAGUGUCUAACGAGCACAAAUAUGCAACAGAAAAAUCAGGGCAAAGCAAAUAAAAUGUAUUUGACAUUUUU